Messenger RNA from Xenopus laevis (African clawed frog), 3801 nucleotides. It is a transcript of the gene ring1.S, whose product is annotated as ring finger protein 1 S homeolog. NCBI's taxonomy places the organism in Eukaryota, Metazoa, Chordata, Amphibia, Anura, Pipidae. Gene Ontology annotation, molecular function: ubiquitin protein ligase activity; chromatin binding. The record is from RefSeq and is marked provisional. Gene Ontology annotation, cellular component: cytoplasm; PRC1 complex; nucleus. Gene Ontology annotation, biological process: protein ubiquitination; chromatin organization; negative regulation of DNA-templated transcription.
GCGAUCCGGUAGAACAAGUGGAGCUGUCGGGUAGAAUGUAAACUGUGUAGAUGAGAGAACAUACAGGCACCUUAGUAACGGCCCUCCCUCCCGAAUUGUGCAGCUCUCUGACAGCAGGGGGCGCGGUAAUCCAAAGUUUAAAGACAAUGGCGACUCCAGUGAAUGCACAGUGUUCUAGUAAGACCUGGGAGCUGAGUCUGUAUGAGCUGCAUCGCACCCCGCAGGAGGCGAUUAUGGAUGGAACUGAGAUUGCAGUGUCUCCACGCAGUCUUCACAGCGAGCUCAUGUGUCCCAUCUGCCUUGACAUGUUAAAGAACACAAUGACCACCAAGGAAUGUCUCCACAGAUUCUGCUCAGACUGCAUUGUCACAGCUCUACGAAGUGGGAACAAAGAAUGUCCUACAUGCCGGAAGAAGCUGGUCUCAAAACGUUCUCUUCGUCCUGACCCAAAUUUUGAUGCACUGAUUUCCAAAAUUUACCCAAGCAGAGAUGAGUAUGAGGCACACCAAGAUCGUGUCCUGGCAAAGCUAAACCGUCUACAUAACCAGCAGGCACUAAGCAGCAGCAUUGAAGAAGGACUUAAAAUGCAAGCUAUGCACAGAGCACAACGAGUUCGUAAACACCAGCACGAAUCAGACAACACAACAUUUAGUGGUGGGGAAGACAACUGCGACAGCCGCUCACAUGUCAGCAACCCAUCAGUGCACAGCAAUCAGGAAGCAGGGCCUAGUCGCAAACGAUCUCGAGCCUCUGAAGAUUCCGGAGCAGAACCCGAUCUUUCACAUGAAGGUGGAGUAAGGAGCCCUGAUCCUCCAGGUGGUGGAGAGACCGGUAGUGAGAUUGAACUGGUUUUCAGGGCACACCCCCUACUAGUGGAAAAAGAUGGUUAUAGUCAGACUAGGUAUGUAAAGACUACAGCAAAUGCGACAGUUGAUCACCUAUCAAAAUAUCUAGCCUUGCGCAUUGCUCUGGAGGAGGAGGUUCUCCGUGGAGAAGCAGAAGGCGUAACACUGGGAGAGGUUAGCGAGAAGCAAUACACCAUCUACAUCUGUACAGGGGUUGCAGGUGGUCAGUAUACUACACUGAAUGGCUCCUUAACACUUGAGCUGGUGAAUGAAAAGUAUUGGAAGGUAAGCAAACCGCUCGAGCUUUAUUAUGCUCCAACCAAAGAGCAGAAAUAGCCUCAUGGAUGAAAUGACUCACAUUAAAGAUGCUGCCGCCUGUAUGACUUUAGCAUUAUAUGCUUGUGCCAAGCAUUCCACAGGGAAUCGACCUGUUCUGGAGAAGUGAGGCUGCUUUUUUUUUCCUCAACUCCUAAUAGAGAGUUUAGCAGCUGUGGCUCAAAUAAAGGUAUACCAGAGUAAAGAAGGAAAGUUGUAUUUAACUUCUGUCCCUAAGCCAGCACCUUUUUAUUUGAUGGAUUGAGGGGGCUGACUGAUAUCUUGAGAACCAAGCUGUUGGAACUGAGCAGGGACUAAUGACAAAACACUGAAAAGCACCAAGCAUUGCAUAGCCCCACAUCUGAACCAUACUCCUAUACAGAACUGGAGAGGCCAUGAAAUAAACCCAUUCUCUAAGCACACUGGAAGGAACUGCAUGUGUCGUUCUUCCUAAGGAAACAAAAGAACCUGCCUCGGAAAAUGCCUAUAGAAGGACACCACCCAGAUAUCUGCAAGAACUGCAAGGAGCACAGAUUUGAGAAGGAAUUAAGUGGAAAAGUGGCAGCUCCAGCCUUGACUGUCAGCUUUGCAGUGAUACGUCUAAAAUACCAGGCUCUUCAUGCAACUCUACCCACGUUUCACAGAUAACUUAAUUUGUACCCAGUCAUUUAUAAUAAUGGUUUCAUUAGUUUUACCCCAUUGUACCCCACAAUAUAAAUAUAUACACAGUACAUGUAAACAUUGUAACAAAAACAUUUUUUGGGGGGGGUCAAUGUAAUUAAAGGAGAACUAUCGCAAGAAUGAAAUUUAAUAAAAGCUUCCUCAUACUCUCAAAAUACAACCAAUUAAAAAUUCUGCAUUGUUUCUGAAAUAAUCAAGUUUAUAUUCACUAUUCCUCUCUCAGCAUCUGUUUCUCGUCAUUCUGUCUUCAUGCAGCAGUUGGGUGUCAGAUGAAUGAUCCAAUAUAUCUUAUAAGGGGCUCCCUUUCCUAGCAGAUGAAUUAGAGCUCACUCAAAUAACUGAUUCCAGUACAAACAAAAUCUAACAAAAUAACUGCCUUUUGCUCAAAUUCUGCAUGUAGAGAGACGUAUUCCAGCUCACUCUAUUAAAAUCACCAGAAAUCCUGUCUCUCUACAUGCAGAAUUUAAGCAAAAGGCAGUUAUUUUGUUCUAGGCAAAAGAAGCCCCCUAUAAGAUAUAUUGGAUCAUUCAUCUGACACCCAACUCCUGCAAGAAGACAGAAUGAGGAAAAACAGAUGCUGAGAGCAGGAUAGUGAACAUAAACUUGAUCAUUUCAGAAACUGUGCAGAAUUUUUAAUUGUAGGAAGUACAAUUAAAAAAGUAGAAAAGUAGAAAGUUUUUUAUUUCAGUAUGAUGAAGCUUAUAUUAAAUUUUCAUUUUCACAAAAGUUCCCAUUUUACUGUCUGGGAGUACUGUAAUAUUCCUCUGUUAGGUGGCAAUAUUCCUUCCAUGUUAUCUUCUGCUUUCAUUGAAUAUUUAUAAUUAGGGAUGCACCGAAUUCGGGAUUUGGCCUUUUUCAGCAGGUUUCAUAUUCGGUCCAAUCCUUGUGCUUGACCCGAACCGAAUCGGAAUCCUAAUUUGCAUAUGUAAAUUAGGGGCGGCUAGGGAAAUCACGCAAGUUUUUGUCACAAAGAAGAAUUUUAUGCAAAUUAGGAUUUGGUUCGGGAUUCGGCCGAAUCCCAAAUACUGGAUUUGGUGCAUCCCUAUUUAUAAUAUUAUUUUGCAAAUGAAGGAUUGGUGUAGGCCAUGAAUCUUGCUGGGUGUUUACUAAACGUUCCUCAACCCUUUUCCUUCCCCACUCCUUCGUUAACAGGCAGCAUCCCCUUUGUUUAAAUGAUUCCAAAGAAUAGCGCUUGUGCUAAACAUACUAUCUGCCUAUUGUUUUAUUCUCAAAAAAAUUGUCCUUAUCAUUUACCUUAAUAGGACAAUUGAAGCUGCUCCAUGUUUGUUUUUUUCAGGGUAUAUCAUUAUAUUACCAGUGCACAGAUAAUCCCCUGCAAAUUCGACUCCUUCUAACACAACAGUCAAGUAGGAGUUUAUACACUGAAAAUCUGAUCAACUACUUUACAGGGACCAAACAUGGAGUAGCUUCUGUUUCUCCAUAUAGCACAGGGAAAAAAAAAACGUAUUAAAAUCAAAAGACAUAAGCCCUAUACUUUGCAUUCAUGUUGAACAAAGGGUAGUACUGCCCCUUUAAUAACCCCUUUUAAAAGAAUAACAUCAGGUAUGGGCAUUCAUACAGCUAGCAGUUGGGGUGGCUUAUUCUUAACAAAUAUUAUAAAAGAGUGGGGAAGAGAUAAAAUUAGACUUGAGUUUGUAACCAUAGUGGGUAUUGGAGAACAUGUCAGUGUAGUAAAACACCAUUUAGUUUCUGUAUUCAAGGAGUCUGCAAGACUUUUCCUUGUGACAUACACAUUGGACUGGCAAGAAGAGUUCCUUAUUGGAACCAUCACAAACAGCUAAAUAAUGAGGUCGCAGUCGUUUCUCUUAAGCCUUACUUGCACUUAAAUGUUAAUGGAAAGUGAUGGAGGGAACUCUAAAUCUUUGUAUUGUAUGUUAACUGCUCUUUACUCAGAGCAUAUUUUUCUUUUGUAACAUUUUAGUAAAUGUGGCUUUUCAAA